Messenger RNA from Mytilus californianus (California mussel), 856 nucleotides. Its product is annotated as ryncolin-1-like. The transcript is spliced from 5 exons. The coding region runs from base 1 to 735 and encodes 244 amino acids. The record is from RefSeq and is a predicted model, not a curated record. NCBI's taxonomy places the organism in Eukaryota, Metazoa, Mollusca, Bivalvia, Mytilida, Mytilidae.
AUGAUUAUGGAAAAGAACUAUGGAUUCCUGAUGACAAAACUUAAUAUUUCAAACACUGAAAGAGAAUCAAAAUGUCCUAAACCACUACCAACAGAGUGUGAAGAAAUAACUGUUAGAAGAGGAAAUGGGAUUUACACAAUAUUUUCUAACUGGUCCAGUGUCAGUGGUUUUGAAGUUUAUUGUGAUUUUGAAACGGACAACGGAAAUUGGACGGUAUUUCAGAGAAGAAUAAACGGUACGACAGACUUUUUCAGAAGAUGGGAGGAAUAUGAAAAUGGAUUUGGGAAUUUGGAGGCGGAAUUUUGGCUAGGUAAUCAGAAAAUUAAUGAAUUAACGUCGAAAGGACUACAUGAAUUAAGGGUAGAUCUUACCGAUUUUGAAGGAAACACAGGAUAUGCAAAAUAUUCGAAAUUCUCUGUUGGUAAUGUUUCUACCAAAUACAAACUUGAAGUUGGUGGAUAUAGUGGGGAUCUCGGAGAUAAAUUGCAGUAUAAUAAUAGAAUGCGAUUUACUACAAAGGACAGGGAUAACGAUGCUGAUCCAGGUAACUGUGCAAAUCAAAGAAAUGGAGCCUGGUGGUACAAGUAUUGUACCUAUGUCAAUCUUAACGGACGGUAUGUUCAAGGUGGACAGAUUGACAUGAAAGGUAUUACAUGGAAGGCUUUAAAGUGGAAGUCAUACUAUUCAAUGAAAUCAUCUGUAAUGAUGUUGAGAAAAGUGCAUUUACCUGGAUAAAGAUCAAAAUUCUUUAUUUUGACAAUUUUUGUAUUUCAAUUCUUUGAUAAUGUUUAAUUCGUUCAUUUCAUGCGUUUACCUUGCUCAAUUUAGUUUUGUUUAUAUAAAUACAAUGUAGCAU